Molecule: messenger RNA, 1641 nt
Organism: Lipotes vexillifer (Yangtze River dolphin)
Lineage: Eukaryota; Metazoa; Chordata; Mammalia; Artiodactyla; Lipotidae
Gene: VNN1
Product: vanin 1
Exons: 8
Coding region: 10-1509 (499 amino acids)
Biological process (GO): pantothenate metabolic process
Molecular function (GO): pantetheine hydrolase activity
Source: RefSeq, a predicted model, not a curated record
GACUUCAGCAUGACUAUGUCUCAGUUGCUGGAUUAUGCGGCAAUUUUCUUUUUCUGUGUCUUAAAAGCCAGCUCUCUGGAUACGUUUACGGCAGCUGUUUAUGAGCAUGCAGUGAUAUUGACUAAUGCCACCCUGAUACCGGUGUCCCAUGAAGAGGCCUUGCUAUUAAUGAACAAAAAUCUGGAUCUUUUGGAGGGAGCAAUCACAUCAGCAUCAAAGCAGGGUGCACAUAUUAUUGUGACUCCAGAAGAUGGUAUUUACGGCUUUAACUUCAACAGGGAAUCUAUCUACCCAUACUUGGAGGAUAUCCCGGACCCUCAAGUGAACUGGAUCCCUUGUAAUAAUCCCGACAGAUUUGGCCACACCCCAGUGCAAGAAAGGCUCAGCUGUCUGGCCAAGGACAACACCAUCUACGUCGUGGCAAACAUUGGGGACAAGAAGCCAUGCAAUGCCAGUGACCCUCACUGUCCCCCUGAUGGUCGUUACCAAUACAACACUGAUGUGGUGUUUGAUUCUGAGGGGAAACUGGUGGCCCGCUACCAUAAGCAAAAUCUUUUCUUGGGUGAAGAUCAGUUCAAUGCACCCAAGGAACCUGAGGUCGUGACUUUCAACACCACGUUUGGAAAGUUUGGCAUUUUCACGUGCUUUGAUAUUCUCUUCCAUGAGCCUGCUGUGACUCUGGUGAAAGAUUUCCACGUGGACACCAUACUCUUCCCGACAGCUUGGAUGAAUGUUUUGCCACAUUUGUCAGCUAUUGAAUUCCACUCAGCUUGGGCUAUGGGCAUGGGAGUCAACUUCCUUGCAUCCAAUCUACAUUACCCCUCAAAGAAAAUGACAGGAAGUGGCAUCUACGCACCUGAUUCUCCAAGAGCAUUUCAUUAUGAUAUGAAGACAGAGGAGGGAAAACUCCUCCUCUCACAACUAGCCUCCCACCCACACCCCACAGCACUAGUGAAUUGGACUUCUUAUGCGAGUGGUAUAGAAGCCCCCUCAAUGGGAAACCAGGAAUUUAAGGGCAUCAUCUUUUUUGAUGAGUUCACCUUCUUGGAGCUCAAAGAAGUCACAGGAAAUUACACAGUUUGUCAGAAAGAUCUCUGCUGUCAUCUAAGUUACAAGAUGUCUGAGAAGAGAUCAGAUGAAGUUUAUGUACUAGGGGCAUUUGAUGGACUACAUACUGUGGAAGGGAGCUAUUAUUUACAGAUUUGUACUCUGUUGAAGUGUAAAACAAUGGACUUACACACUUGUGGUGAUUCAGUUGAAACCGCUUCCACCAGGUUUGAAAUGUUCUCCCUCAGUGGCACUUUUGAAACCCAGUAUGUCUUCCCUGAGGUGUUGCUGAGUGAAAUUCAGCUUGCACCUGGAGAAUUUCAGGUGUCAAGUGAUGGAUGCUUGUGCAGCCAGAAGCCACCAUCUGGACCUAUCUUGACAGUAACUCUGUUUGGAAGGUUAUAUGAGAAGGAUAGUGCACCAAAUGCUUUCUCAGACCUCAUGGCACAGGCACUGAGAUGAAUCCAAAGACAGCAGCAUGGAAAAGUAAAUAAGGUCUAACGUGAAACAACACUGAAUGGGAGGGAGGAAAGAGAAUAGCAGGGGAGGAAAACCGUCAGAGUUCUCCAUAAUCUAAUAAAAAUAUGGUACUUU